AUGGAAGGGCCGCGGGCCGUCGCGCUUCCUGUCUGCUCGAAAGUUUGGUGGACUCUAUGGUCGUCUACACCGCUUCCUGAUCUCCGUAUAAUUUCCGAUUCUUCUUCGAUACCUCGAAGGAACCCACAGGUAAGACUGCUGGACGUUUGCCAAGGAAAUUACCUGCAUUUGCCAUCCGCCGAUGGUAGAUCGGAGAGGCCAGAUCGAGGACUCACCUUGUGGCUGGUGUUUGAGCAUGUGGAAAGAGAUCUCGCGUCCUACAUGUCCUCGUGUCCACGACCUGGUAUUCCGUCGCAGCUGGUGAAGCGGAUGUCGAAGGAGAUACUGAAGGGUGUCGAAUUUUUACACAGUCACAGAAUCAUACACAGAGACUUGAAGCCUCAGAAUCUCCUCGUGUCGAAAGAAGGGAGAAUAAAGAUCGCUGAUUUCGGACUGGCGAAGACGUACGAUUUCGAAAUGCGAUUGACUUCCGUGGUCGUGACACAGUGGUAUCGAGCCCCUGAGGUACUUCUGGGAUGUUCUUAUGCGACUCCUGUUGACAUCUGGUCUGUGGGGUGCAUACUAGCAGAAUUGAGUCGACUCGAACCCCUAUUUCCUGGGACGAGCGAAGGUGAUCAACUCGAUAGGAUUUUUCAAGUAAUAGGAACCCCAUCGCAAGAAGAAUGGCCCGAGAACGUGUCCUUAAGUUGGACAGCUUUCGCCUGCAGGCCACCAAAACCAUUAGCGGCAAUAAUACCUGAUCUCAACGAAGAUGGACUAGAUUUAAUUAAGAAUUUGCUUAUGUUCGACCCUCAUAGUCGAUUGACUGCGGCUCAAGCUCUAAGACACCGGUACUUUACCGAAGACGACUCGUGAUGACUAUUUUUUCAUUGCGAUAAAUAUUUUGUAGCUGUUUAUUCGUUUCUUAAACGCAGACUGACGUUACUGUAUCAAAUGAUAGUAAUCUUAUUUACGUGUAAGAACGUUGCAGUACUUCUUUUCUUUUAGUUUUUAUUAUACAUAUAUUUUUUUUUUAACAGUAUAGUCUACCGCGAUUAUAAUACGAUACGGAUCUUUGUAAGUAGGUAGAGCUUAUGAAUAUUCUCAUUUAGAAAUUAUAAUUGCAAAGCACGUUUAUCACAUCGUAUGAAACUAUCAUCAUAUUUAAUUCACAUUGCCAUCACGUAACUCUGAGCAUCGUCGUAAUUUAAUCAUAUGUAGAUGUUAUAUCAGAGCAAACAAUAAUCUUUUCGUUCUAUUCCGACCAUCGUAUCAUUUCCAUCGUUAGUGUAUUUAAUGGUAACUUUAUUUAUUUAGUUAACAACUAGUAUUUCGAUUCUCUUUUGUCUCUACAGUACCGAUAAUCGUAUUAAGUCGACUUUUCUUCAUUUUCAUUAUCGUUUACGUUGUGGUAUUUUCCCAACCGUACGAGAUACAACAUUCAUCGACGCACACCAAAAAAUUAUGUUAUUCAAUAAUCAAAUAGGUGUGCUUUCAUAAAGCGCAACGAUGUUCAUAUCACAUGCCUUAAUUUUCAGUAUAGUUAAA
Messenger RNA from Hylaeus anthracinus, 1527 nucleotides. Its product is annotated as cyclin-dependent kinase 4-like. The transcript is spliced from 5 exons. The coding region runs from base 1 to 855 and encodes 284 amino acids. Gene Ontology annotation, cellular component: cytoplasm; cyclin-dependent protein kinase holoenzyme complex; nucleus. Gene Ontology annotation, molecular function: cyclin-dependent protein serine/threonine kinase activity; cyclin binding; ATP binding. The record is from RefSeq and is a predicted model, not a curated record. NCBI's taxonomy places the organism in Eukaryota, Metazoa, Arthropoda, Insecta, Hymenoptera, Colletidae. Gene Ontology annotation, biological process: signal transduction; regulation of G2/M transition of mitotic cell cycle; protein phosphorylation.